Molecule: messenger RNA, 7010 nt
Organism: Caenorhabditis angaria
Lineage: Eukaryota; Metazoa; Nematoda; Chromadorea; Rhabditida; Rhabditidae
Source: the annotation of a GenBank genome assembly
AUGUUGGAAAGCAAAUCUAUAUUUCUAUUCCUAGCAUUUCAGUUUUUCAUAAUUUCUGAUUCUCAUGAAUUAAAAUCCGCAGCGCCUCUGACUAAUUCAGAAGUAUUAUUUUUGAAGAGAUGUUGGACUUUUUUACCGAGAACGUAACGUUAAAAAUCACAAGUAUCACCAGAAAAAAACCCCACAAAAUUUUGCAGAUUAAUGAAGUUAUACAGUAGUAAUGGAGUGAUAGAAAACAUUAUUAGUGAAGUUAAUCAAUAUGUUUCGAAUAAAACUUCUCAACGAUUAUUGAAUGAUAACGGGUGGCAGUUGUCAGUUUGUGGAGAACAAGUUUUUUGGGAUUCUGAACGAGGUAUAUUUUUUUUAAUGAAAUUUUGUGCAGCUUUUGGGGUCAUACCCGAUGGACCACAGCGCUCCAUUUCAAAAUAAUUUUUGAGAGAAAUAAAGUUUCAGAUAUUGCUUAGCAUAGUCGAUUUACUAAAAGUACAUCAAUAAAAAACAUUUUUUCAAAAAAAAAUUUUUUUUUAUUUUUCGGAUGAAAAUUUUGCAGAUUUUUGGGCUCUCAAAAGUUUAAAAAUUGGCUCAGUAAACACAUCAUAACUCAAUUUUCGAUGAUUUUUAUGAAAAACUGACUAUCAAAUAAUCAUCAGCGUGGUCGAUUUACCCAAAAACCAACAAUAUAUCAAAAUUAAAAAAAAAUUUUUUUGAAAAAAUAUUUUUUAUUGAUGUACUUUUAUUAAAUCGACUAUACUGAGCAAUAUCUGAAACUUUAUUUCUCCCAAAAAUUAUUUUUGAAUUUUUGAGGUUCAUACAACCCCAAAAGCUGUCCAUGGACAAAUUUCCCAACAAAGUGUUGAGUAAAAAACUUUCACAUCAGGUGGAGUUCAAGAAAUGAAGGAAUUUUCAAGAUUUCUUAUUUUUGAACGUGAAAAAUACAUCAGAACUGAACUAAUCCAUAAUCCCAAAAUUUCAUUGAUAAAAGAAGACAAUGAAUAUUUCGAAUUCUCGAUUGACUACGAAGUGACAAGUUUAAUGAGUGUAACGUUCAAAAAGAAGAUCACAAUUCGAGCUAGACGUUUCUAUUUUCGUCAUGAAAUCACUCCGUCUUACCAAUGGUAUGUAACUCACAUUAAUUUCGAUGGUGAAUGUCAUAAAACAACGAAAUAUAUCAAAAGUACAUGGGAAUCAACUAAAAAUCAAACCAGUAAUGAGAGAAAUAAUGGGCCAGAAUUUGUGGAGCGGUUUCUUGCAGUGUACGUGAAGUUUUUUAUAGAUUUUUUUCUAGCUCUUUUCAGACUAUUUGACGGAAGAGCUUUCGAUGAAAAUUCCAAGUAUUUAUCGAAUAAUUUUGAAAUGCUUGCGCAAAUCGGAAAUCUAACACGUUUUUCAAAAGCUAACGCUCAUAUUUUCUUCAAUUACAUUCUACAACGAUACUCCGUCGAAUCCAUUCAAACCGAAUUUCUCGCUGAAAAUGUUGAUCAAGUAGUUUUCAACACUUUCACCAAGUUUACAAAUCGAGUUUAUCGAAAAAAGACGAAAUGGAGUUUUCAAAUGGAAGCAAUUUAUGUGAGCCUAUUUUAAUAAUUGUAUUUAAAAGGAAAUCAAUUUUAGAACAUUGAUGAUGAUGAAAAAUGGAAAAUAACAAGAAUUUUUGUGAAUCAUCCAUCAGAUCAAUUCAUUUACUCUGAAUUGGAAUGGAAUUUUGAAUACUUUGUUGAGCAUACGGUGACAAUCAAGAAAACGUGAGAAACACUUCAAAUCUUGAUCAACCAAUGGACCUCUGAGCCAAGUUUUGGGCUCUAAAAAUUUCAAAAUAAUUUUUUUCGGGAGAAAUGAAGUUUCAGAUAUUGAUCAGCAUAGUCGAUUUACUAAAAGUACAUCGAUAAAAAACAAAAAAAAAUUUUCAUUUUUUUUUUCGAAAAUCAGAAAUUUUUUUGAAAAAAUAUUAUUUAUUGAUGUACUUUUAGUAAAUCGACUAUGCUGAGCAAUAUCUGAAACUUUAUUUCUUUAAAAAAUUAUUUUGAAAUUGAGCAAUUUUUGAACUUUUCAGAGCCCAGAACAUGGCUCAGAGGUCCACUGGGUAACUAAAAACCCCAAAACCUGUCCAUAGACAAAAAAUUUCACUUUUUAGGAUCGAAAAUAUUGGGAGAAAUAAAUUGGAAGAACUCGAGAAGCUUAGAAAUCAUUUAAGAUAUCUUAAAAGUUUCACUGAGACAAGGUUUCACAAAGGAUUGUCGAUGAAUAUACAAGAAAAAGUGUUGGAAAUUUUCAAACCUGAAAAUAAUUUGAAGUUGUACAAAUGUGAAAAUUAUUAUCCGGAAAAAAAGUUGAUUCAAGAAAAAUAUACAUUCCAAAUCAAAUGCUGGUGGAAAGAUCAAUGGGGAAUUGCAAAAAUCACACGAGUGAACAUGACAUCGGUAAUCAAGAAUUUAUCGAAUCAUAUAGUUUCAGUUGAACUUGUGCCAUCGGAUUUUGUUCGGAACAAUAUUCAGGAUUUUUUUGUUAAUGAUGAAAAUGAUGAGAAAACAGGGGUGGCUGAAGUGAUCAGUGAAUUGUGAGUAAUAGAAUUUUGAAUGGAUGAAUGAGCUAAUAAUUUCAGACUUCUAUCCCAAGACGAACUGAAUUCUUCAUCUUGGAGAAAUAAUACAAACAAACUGAAAAAAAUGAUGGGUUCUUCCGAAUUUCAAUUUUAUGUAUGCAGUUUUGAAGUGCCCGACAUUUUUCGAUUUUUAGAAAAGCGUCGCAGGAAAGUAAGAGUAACUGAAAACAAAUAUUAUGUAUUCAAUAUCACAAAUUCGAGCAAUUCGAAUUAUUUUGAGUUUACUCUUCGGAACUUUCCAACAAGUUUCAUGAGUUUCGAAUAUAUGGAGACGUACAGAAUACAAGUGCAGAAAAACAAUUCGUGGGAAAUUAUGCGAAUCGAUUUGAUGGAUCAUUGUAUCAGUGAUAGAAUCAAUAGACCAGCAGAAGUGGGAUUAUUAGCAAUCGAUACAGCUAAUAGUAGAGAUAAUUUAGAUGCGUCACAUCCACUGCAUACUUUGAUUUAUACUUUGCAUUUGGAUAAUUUCAACGAAUCAGAUUAUUUUUCGAAAUUUGAGGCGAUUAUUGAAACGAAUGACAAUGCUAGUGAAAUUUAUGAUCUUACCGAUUUUAUCAAAUAUUUAAAAGUAUUUUCGAAUAUUUAUGAAUUUACUCUAUAUAUGAAUCAUUACAUUGUUUUUGAAAACGAUUAUAUUGUUAUACGACAUUGGGUGGCGUAUAAUUUAGUAUUAAGAGAUCGACGAAAAACGGAUAGAAAAGAUGAAUUUGUCUUUUUGAUUGAAGCGUUUUAUGUGAGUUCCAACAAUGUUGACUUCAAAUCUAGCUUUUGCCGUCAUAAGAACACUCUUAAAAGUUCAAAAAAUGCUCCAUUUCAAAAUAAUUUUUAUAAAAAACAAAGUUUCAGAUAAUGAUCAGUAUAGUUGAUUUACUAAAAGUACAUCAAUGAAAAAAAAAAUCAAAAAUUUUUUUCGAAAAAAUAUUUUUUACUAAUGUACUUUUAGUAAAUCGACCACGCUGAUCAUUAUCUGAUAGUCAGUUUUUCAUAAGAAUCAUCGAUAGUUGAGUUAUGAUAACUUUAAUGAACCAAUUUUUGAACUUUUGAGAUACUGACAAGGGAACCUUUUUUACUCAACACUUCAAAUGUUGAUGCAAUUUUGUCAUUGGACAGAUUUUGGGGUCAUAAGAACACCCCAAAAAAUUAGUCUCCCAAUGGACCUCUGAGCCAAGUUCUGGGCUCUCAAAAGUUCAAAAUUUGACUCGCAAAAGUCAUCAUAACUCAAUUUUCGAUCAUUUUUAAGCGUGGUCGAUUUACCCAAAAAGCAUCAUCGAAAUUUCAGAAAAAUUUUGAUUCCGGAAAAAAAGUAUGAACGGAGUUUUCAUGAAUUUUCAGCCGAAAAAUAAAAAUUUUCAAAAAAAAUUUUUUUUUAAAUAAAAAAUUUGUGAAAAAUAUUUUUAUUGAUGUACUUUUAGUAAAUCGACUAUGCUGAUCAAAGAUUUGAAGUGUUGAGUAAAAAAGGUUCCCUUGUAAAAGAAUUUCUCAUCAUACAGAACAAUGAUAUACAUCGCUGGCAAUUUGUGAAAAUUGUGUUAACUCGUCCCGCUGAUGAGUUGUACAAUGCGUCGGAACAGUUCGAACUUGUUGAACGUUCACGUGAGAGAUAUAUGGGUUGGAUUGAUGAAAGGUUUUUAUCCAACCAACCAGAACUAAAACAUUUUUGUUCUUUUCCAGAUAUAACAAAGCUUUCAAGAGUGUUGAAAUUGACGAUAUUGCAGACUAUGAUGGCAGCCUUGCGUGCAAUACAAAUUAUGAUUCAUUGAAUGUUCAAUUUUUCCAAAAAUAUUUAUCAUAUGUGAAAAACGUUGUGAAUCAAUUGUUUUUGGUUGGUUUUUUAAGGGGGGCUCCCCAAGAGAAGUAAUUUACUACUUCAAGUAAAACCUUCAAGGGAUUCUUUCCCGAAACGUCUAGGAAGAAUUGUUUAACACGAGAGUUCCAGAGAAACCGAACAAGAUCCGAAUUGGAGAAACAAUACAUUCGCUCUUUUGAUUUCCAGUUCUCCGAUGUGUAUAUCAUCGAUGAUGGUGAAAAAGGCUUCACCGUCGAUUAUUAUGUUAAAUAUGUGAGAGAAGUUGGUUUUUGAAACAAAAACCAAGAUAUUUCAGAAUCAAAAGUUCAACAGCUAUCAAGUUACAAAUAUCAAUUUGAGUUGUGUUGUCGAUUGGAGACUAGAGGUACAUAUUGGUGAACUAAUGCAGUGAUUUACGGAAUAGAAACGCUUUUUAACGUUAAAAAAAACCAAAAAAAGUGAUUCAUGAACGGUAUUUUUAUUCAUUUGUUUCACUCACCAUUUUCUCAACACACUGAAUAAAGUGAAGCUAAAACGCAUUUUAGUGUCGAGAAAUGUCAUCCCAAGCUCUUUCAACAUACAUAAAAUGGGUCCCCAGAAUCAGGGUGAGGAGCUUAACUUUUUUUUUAAUCGGAAGGGAAGGGUGCCUAACUUGGCCAAUUUUCUGCUGAUAAUUUACCAAAAUUCCCAGAUUUGUCCAAAAUUCGCUCAAAAAUGUGAGGAGGGACCCCAACUUUGAAAACUGACUUGGGGGACCUAUUUUAUGUAUGUCUUUCAAUAAGUCUAAUAGACAAAUCAAGCCUUCAAAAUCGAAUUGUUGAUUUUCGAAAAUCACCAAAUACAUUUUUUGAGAGAAGUGAGGCUUGAUUUGUCUUUUAGGCUAAUCAGAAGGUCUUAAAAUAGCAAUUCUGGACACUAAAAUGCAUUUUAGCUUCACUUGGGAAUGUGUUAUGAAAAUGGUGAAAAAAUGAAUAAAAAUACCGUUCGUGUAUCACUUUUUUGAUUUUCUUAACGUUUAAAAAACGUGUUUUUUAUUUCGUGAAUCACUGAACCCUAUUAUCUUUCUGUACCCCCUUCAUUUUCAGAAUUUCGCACAUCGGUUUCCCCUAUUUUUCCCACCUUAUGACAGAUUGAAGAGUGCAUAUGGAAAAAUCACAUUUUAUUACACUGACUCGUAUUGCGGAACAAAUUCCGUGGAAAAAUUUGCCAGUUACUUGCCAACGCCACGUGGAUUUGGUAUGGAGUGCGAAAAAAAAACGUGAUUUUUAAGAUGCAAUAUUAUUUUCAGAACAGUCAGCGAGUCAUUGUUGUGCGCUACAUGAUGAUUGCUAUGAUCAUCAUCUAGGUCAAACAUAUUGUGAUGAUUCGUUUUCUUCUUGUCUGGCGGGCAAGACACAUUUACUUGCGGAUCAAGCAUUUUACAUGCUUGUCAAACAUUUUGGAGAUGAAGCAUAUAAAAACGCUGAUAGUGAGCAAUAACCUUUCUUACUCAACACUUCAAAUCUUGAUUUUAGUUACCCAAUGGACCUCUGAGUCAAGUUCUGGGCUCUCAAAAGUUCAAAAAUUGCCAAAAUUGGCUCGUAAAACACCUCAUAACUCAACUCUCGAUGAUUUUUGUGAAAAAAUGAAUCGCAGAUAAUGAUCAGCGUGGUCGAUUUACCCAAAAAGCAUCAAUUAAAUUCGAAUUUUCAAAAAAAAUUUCGAUUUUCGAAAAAAAAAAAUUUUAUUUGAAAAAAUAUUUUUUAUUGCUGUAAUUUUAGUAAAUCGACUAUGCUGAGCAAUAUCUGAAAUUUUAUUUCUUGUAAGAAUUAUUUUGAAAAGUGCUCUAUUCUAAAAUAAUUUUUGAAAGAAAUUAAGUUUCAGAUAUUGAUCAGCAUAGUCGAUUUACUAAAAGUACAUCAAUAAAAAACAUUUUUUCAAAAAUUUCGAAGUUUUUUUUAUUUUUCGGCUGAAAAUUCAUGAAAACUCAUAUUUUUCUGUGAAUUUAAUUUAUUCAUGCUUUUUGGGUAAAUCAACUACGCUGAUCAUCAUCUGCUACUCAGUUUUUCAUAAAAAUCAUGGAAAGUUGAGCAUGAGCAAAAUUUUGAAUUUUGGAGAGCCCAGAAUUUGGCUCAGAGACCCCAAAAGCUGUCUAUGAACCAAAUAAAUAUAAGCGAUAGAUAUACUGAUUUCAGGUCAAAUUGGUCAUAUUUAUGAAUUCCGCGACGAAAAAUUGAAUUCUGAAUUCAAUAUUGUUCGAUUUCAUUGUCCACAACACAAAAAUGUUUUCUCAUCGUGUAUUAUUCAAUUUGAAAUUUGCACGAAUCGACAAAUCUUCGAUUGUCCCAAAAAGGUAUAAAAAGGUAAUAUAUAAUAAAUCUAUAAAAACAUUUCAGACUGACUAUUGCUACGAUCGAUACUACGAAAUUUGCAAAGAAAAGGUGAUUUGCAAAAAAAAAAUUAAUUGAUUUGAGAAAUUUUUAGUUGGCGAACUGUCUUCGAAAACUUCGUGAUAAAUAUCGAAAAAAAUUCGAGGAACAAAACAGAUGGGGAAACUAUUCAAAAUGUUCCAACAUAAUCAAAUCUUUCAACAAAAACAUUUUGGGAUUUGAAGAAUCGCAAAUUCGGCUUACAUUCAAUGAUUGA